Molecule: messenger RNA, 797 nt
Organism: Paramecium sonneborni
Lineage: Eukaryota; Ciliophora; Oligohymenophorea; Peniculida; Parameciidae
Source: the annotation of a GenBank genome assembly
AUAUAAUAUGAAAGCCAUUUUACUAUUAGUUCUUUUGGCAACAGGAUUGGCAACAGAAUCAUUUUUAUAAACUUCUCAAGAGUUUAAAGAGAUGGAGUUAACUUAAAGCCAUUUUUAGGAUUUCCUAUUUGGUUAUGCCUUAGGUAAAUUUAUAAAAGCGAAUAUUAAGGAAUUGGAUUAUUGGAUGCAGUUCCUGAUGUAUUAGAUUGUGUAAAUACAGUGACAGGAUUCAAAGAUUAAUUUUAAUAAGCAAUAGAAGAUUUGAAAACUAAAGACUUAGAACAUAUUGUAUCAGGAGUGUAAAUAUUCGCUAAACUAUUUGAUGGUGUAGCAAGUAAUUGUGGAGAUACUACAAUUGAAGUAGUGACAAGCUAUUAAAAUUUGAUGGCUAGAAUUAAAGGUAUAGAUAUUUGAAAUAUUUAAUAAGCAAAGGGAUUUAUUAAAGAAGGAUGGAUUAAUAUAGGUAAAAAUUUAGAAACUGUGGUUGAUGAUAUUUAAUAAUUCUUUUUCUUAGGUGAUGAUGAUUGGAUGUUGAAAGGUGCCUAUGUUGGAGAUAUUGUAAAGAUCUAUGUUACUGGAGUACCAAAUGAUAAAUGAUUUAUGAUAAAAAUUGAAUAACAUAAAAAUAUUCUCAUUUUUGUUCUUGUUAUUAUUUGUUGAUUAAUAUUUAUUGCUCUUUACAGUUUCUUAAUUUUUAAAAAGGGACCACUUGUAUAUUUUUAUUGAUAAUACAGGAAAAUUAGUAAUUUCAAAUGUUGUUAGAGAAAACAGAACUUUUUCUAUAAUUUUACUUAAAA